Orycteropus afer afer is the source of this 2704-nucleotide messenger RNA. Lineage: Eukaryota; Metazoa; Chordata; Mammalia; Tubulidentata; Orycteropodidae. The record is from RefSeq and is a predicted model, not a curated record.
GGCGCGAGGUUGCAGCGGCGAAGCGGGAGCCGAAGUCUGGAGCAGGGGAGGCUGCCGAAUCGCAGCCUGCGGGGCCCGCCGCAGCCAUGGGCAACCGCGGCAUGGAGGACCUUAUUCCGCUGGUCAAUCGACUGCAGGACGCUUUCUCUGCCAUCGGCCAGAACGCAGACCUCGACCUGCCUCAGAUCGCCGUGGUGGGCGGCCAAAGCGCUGGCAAGAGCUCGGUGCUCGAGAAUUUCGUAGGCAGGGACUUUCUGCCUCGAGGAUCUGGCAUUGUCACCCGCCGCCCCCUGGUCCUGCAGCUGGUCAAUGCUACCACAGAAUAUGCUGAGUUCCUGCACUGCAAGGGUAAAAAGUUCACCGACUUCGAGGAGGUGCGCUUGGAGAUCGAGGCUGAGACGGAUCGGGUCACUGGAACCAACAAGGGCAUCUCACCAGUGCCCAUCAACCUCCGCGUCUAUUCGCCGCACGUGCUGAACCUGACCCUGGUGGACUUGCCCGGAAUGACCAAGGUCCCAGUGGGGGACCAGCCUGCCGACAUCGAGUUCCAGAUCCGGGACAUGCUUAUGCAGUUCGUCACCAAAGAGAACUGCCUCAUCCUGGCUGUGUCGCCCGCCAACUCUGACCUGGCCAACUCUGAUGCCCUCAAAAUUGCCAAAGAGGUGGACCCUCAGGGUCAGCGCACCAUUGGGGUCAUCACCAAGCUGGACCUGAUGGAUGAGGGCACAGAUGCCCGUGACGUGCUGGAGAAUAAGCUGCUUCCUCUGCGCAGAGGCUACAUUGGGGUGGUGAACCGGAGCCAGAAGGACAUCGAUGGCAAGAAGGACAUCACAGCCGCCUUGGCUGCUGAGCGCAAGUUCUUCCUGUCCCACCCAUCCUACCGCCACUUAGCUGACCGCAUGGGCACACCCUACCUGCAGAAGGUCCUUAACCAGCAACUGACAAACCACAUCCGGGACACGCUGCCAGGUCUGCGGAACAAGCUACAGAGCCAGCUGCUGUCCAUCGAGAAGGAGGUGGAUGAAUACAAGAACUUCCGCCCUGAUGACCCAGCACGCAAGACCAAGGCACUGCUGCAGAUGGUCCAGCAGUUUGCUGUGGACUUUGAGAAGCGAAUCGAGGGCUCAGGAGACCAGAUUGACACCUAUGAACUGUCAGGGGGAGCCCGCAUCAACCGGAUCUUCCACGAGCGCUUCCCCUUUGAGCUGGUCAAGAUGGAGUUUGAUGAGAAGGAACUCCGAAGGGAGAUCAGCUAUGCCAUCAAGAAUAUCCAUGGCAUUAGGACGGGCCUCUUCACACCUGACCUCGCUUUUGAAGCCACAGUGAAAAAGCAGGUGCAGAAGCUCAAAGAGCCCAGUAUCAAGUGUGUGGAUAUGGUAGUCAGUGAGCUCACAGCCACCAUCAGAAAGUGUAGCGAAAAGCUCCAGCAAUACCCACGGCUGCGUGAGGAGAUGGAGCGCAUUGUGACCACACACAUCCGGGAGCGUGAGGGUCGAACCAAGGAGCAGGUCAUGCUCCUCAUUGAUAUUGAGCUGGCUUACAUGAACACCAACCAUGAGGACUUCAUAGGCUUUGCCAAUGCUCAGCAGAGGAGCAACCAGAUGAACAAGAAGAAGGCUUCAGGGAACCAGGAUGAGAUUUUGGUCAUCCGGAAGGGCUGGCUGACCAUCAACAAUAUUGGCAUCAUGAAGGGUGGCUCCAAGGAGUACUGGUUUGUGCUGACUGCUGAGAAUCUGUCCUGGUACAAGGAUGAUGAGGAGAAAGAGAAGAAAUACAUGCUGUCUGUGGACAACCUGAAGCUGCGGGACGUGGAGAAGGGCUUCAUGUCGAGCAAGCAUAUCUUUGCCCUCUUUAACACGGAACAGAGGAAUGUGUACAAGGAUUACCGGCAGCUGGAAUUGGCCUGUGAGACCCAGGAGGAAGUGGACAGCUGGAAGGCCUCCUUCCUGAGGGCUGGCGUGUACCCUGAACGUGUUGGGGACAAGGAGAAAGCCAGUGAGACUGAAGAGAAUGGCUCGGACAGCUUCAUGCACUCCAUGGACCCACAGCUGGAGCGGCAGGUGGAGACCAUCCGGAACCUGGUGGACUCAUACAUGGCCAUCGUCAACAAGACUGUGCGGGACCUCAUGCCUAAGACCAUCAUGCACCUCAUGAUCAACAACACCAAGGAGUUCAUCUUCUCGGAGCUACUGGCCAACCUGUACUCGUGCGGGGACCAGAACACUCUGAUGGAGGAGUCAGCCGAGCAGGCGCAGCGCCGCGACGAGAUGCUGCGCAUGUACCACGCGUUGAAGGAGGCGCUGAGCAUCAUCGGCGACAUCAACACGACCACCGUCAGCACGCCCAUGCCCCCGCCUGUGGACGACUCGUGGCUGCAGGUGCAGAGCGUACCGACCGGACGCAGGUCGCCCACGUCCAGCCCCACGCCACAGCGCCGAGCCCCCGCCGUGCCCCCAGCCCGGCCAGGAUCGCGGGGCCCUGCUCCUGGGCCUCCGCCUGCUGGGUCCGCCCUGGGGGGGGCGCCCCCCGUGCCCUCCAGGCCGGGGGCUUCCCCUGAUCCCUUCGGUCCUCCCCCCCAGGUGCCCUCGCGCCCCAACCGCGCCCCUCCCGGGGUUCCCAGAAUCACUAUCAGUGACCCCUGAGGAGCGUCAGCCACGGAAGGGCCCAGCUUCACCUACGCGACCGGCAGUCCCCCGACCAGCUG